UAAUUAAAAAACCAAAAAUCAAAAAAAUUUUUCUGUUUUGUGCCCAAAAAUAAUUCAUUUUCAUUUCAAAAGACCCAGUGACCGAAACACAAAAAAAUUCGCAACAACAAAAGUGCAGUGACCCAACAAUUAAAAGCAAAUGAAAUAGAGAAAAGUGCGAAAAAAGGGUUGGUUACACACAACCGUACAUACAUACACGUAUGGACGGACGGCCAACACAAAAAUAUCAAAACACAUAAAAGAUCAGUUUUGGCAAUUUAUUAAAAACAAAAUAAUACACAAAUCACAAAUUAAAAAAUAUAUAGCGGCUCUCAGUGUUCUUCGUUUGGUUGUGGCAUUUAUUUUAUUGAAAAUUUGAUAAAAUAUUCCAACCAAAUGAAGAUCAAAACGAAAUAACAAAAGAAAAUAAUAACCAAAUUGCAAAGUGACAAUUAAAGUACAUAAAGACUCAAAUAAAACAAAAACUAAUUAAAUUAACAGGGUGACCCGUGUAAAAAUAAAAAUAAUUAAUUAAAUUUUAAUGUGCAAAAAAUUGACCCCAAAAUCAUUAGAAGUUGUGUAUUUUAACUUAAAAAACAAAUUAGAGUGUUAAAACAGAAUUAUGGGUUGCUCGAUAAAUUUGUAAAUUUUAUCCCAAACUAAUUCUUUCUUUUUCUAUCACACAUAAAAUAUUGUGCAUUUUCAAAAAACCCCAACAAAAUCAAAUUCGUGCGUUCCGUGUAAAAACACAAAAACAAAAAAUCUACGCUCUGGGAUAAAAACGGAAAAACCCGCUACAACGGUUAAAUUCCCAAAACUUCAUCAAAUCAAAAACACUAAAACAACAAAAUCCAAGACUCUAACGACACAAAGCUACAAAAAUUGCAAAAGGCGCCAACACACAAUUCUGGACCCAAGCCAAGCGCCCACCUACACACACACACACAUACACACACAUCAAAAAAGAAGCUUCAAAAUAAUGGCCGGAUAUUUACCUCGCCCAGAGUCCCCACGACCCGCCAGACCCACACGCCCUCGCUUCGACCCACGGGAACCCAGGUAUCGCCCCGCAUCUUGGCAGUAUGCCUGUGGCCUCUGCCAGGAGGACCACGCCAUACGGUCAUGCCCGCGGUUCCGGCAAAUGACACCGUAUCAGAGAUACGAGACAGUUGAGAGACGGAGUUACUGUCGGAACUGUCUGGCGCGCAGCCAUCUGGCCCCAGACUGCCCCGUGGUCACUGCCUGCCGAACAUGCGACUACCGCCAUCACACAAUGCUGCAUGGAGCCCCACAGCUUAGGGAGACAUAUGGCAGCUACAGCCCGCCCCCAAUGGAGAUUGCCAACCCACGGCAACUUGCAAUCGAACCAGCCAACCAGAUGCCCAUCGUCCAAGGCCCUCCCCCGGUCGAGAUACCUUACAGCCGGGCCACUGUUUUUGUACCCACGGCGAUGGUGGAAUUGGCACCCGAGGAGCAGGACGAUUGGGCUGGGGUACGGGUACUUUUGUGCCAGGCAUCGACCAUCACCCGAAUCGCGGCAGCCACAGUAACUCGCCUGGGGAUACCAACGAGAGAGCGCAGAGGGCACCGUCUGGCAACAAUAAGACUUCGGUCAAGGCAUGCGUCGAGGAGGACCAUGUAUACCAUCCGGGCGGUGGUGACCCGGGAUUUGCCGCGACGACCCUAUUCAGAUCCCAUCAUUCCCGACCCCACAAGCAGCCUAAGAUCCCUUUCUUUGGCAGAUGCUGACCCUAGGGGCAACGAACCAAUCGAUGUAGAGGUAGGGGCCGAUGCCUACGCCCACCUCCGGAGGAGUGGUGUUGUACAACCCGGAUUGGGAGCCGUCUUCGCCCAGGAGACAGAUUGGGGAUACGUGUUCGUCGGCCCAGUCACCUCACAGGCGAGAAACCAAAAUUAAAAAGGUAAGAUGUCACUUCGUCACUUGGAGGGGGAGAAUGUUCAAAGUACGUUUGAACAUGAAAUCAUGUGCACCCAUGUGCAGACAUGCGUUCACGUAUGCACAUGACCCACUGUGCAUAACGGUACAUUGAAGUAAGUUCUUAAUCGCUGAUUCCGCCUUGACUUCAUAUUUGUUUACCUGGAAUUGUUGCUUGUAGCUUGGAAAGUUGACCGUUUUCGCGGGGUCCAAGUGACAAGCAACAACCAAAAAAAGAUCAGUCUCGCUUUUAAAUCUCAAACCCGCGCAUCGUAUUCUCUCCCCCUCAAAGUGAACCCAAGUGAAGUGAAAAGCAAAAAAGUGAUCUUACAUAUAUACAUAUAAACAAUCGUUAAAGAAAAGAACAUUACAAACAGUGAAACAAAAAUUAACAAACUCAAUUUUCAGACGUGAAGAAGACACUAAGAUACAACAUAAACCCACAAGA
Molecule: messenger RNA, 2363 nt
Organism: Stomoxys calcitrans (stable fly)
Lineage: Eukaryota; Metazoa; Arthropoda; Insecta; Diptera; Muscidae
Exons: 3
Coding region: 959-1897 (312 amino acids)
Source: RefSeq, a predicted model, not a curated record